GUUAGCUGGCACAGCUUACAUCAACUGUACGCUCUUGUCAAACUAGCCUUGAAGGCCCGACCCUACUUACAGCGCUUCGCACGCCGGAUUUGAUAUGUCACCUACCAUUUUUACUGCUACAUGAUGUAGGGAUUCACGGGAUUCGCAACCUUUAGGCAGAACUGGUUCCCGCCAUCCGCUCCCGCAGCACCACAGCCCUGUCUGCGCACGCAUCUAGCUAGCGCAAAUGCAAGAGGAGGGAUCUGAGCAUGUUGGCAGCGGCUCGGAGAUGGGCGACGUCGUGGUGCAGCCCAGCUCGUUCACCAUGUUGCACGAGAAGGCCCUCAGCCAGCAGGUGGUGCUGGGCUGCUGGUGCCCCACCAUGGACCUGUUGGCGCUGGUGGCGGAGGACGGGCAGCUUGCCGUGCACCGCCUGGAGUGGCAGAAGCUGUGGGUGGCGGUGCCGGAGGCGCCCAUCACCGCCCUGUGCUGGAGACCGGACGGCAAGGUGCUGGCCACCGGCCACCGCCACGGCGGCGUGUGCCUGUACGCCGUGGAGGCGUGUGAGCUGUUCCGCACCCUCCGGCACGGCGGCGCCGCCCCCGGCCUUCCCACCGCGCCCAUCGUGCACCUGAGCUGGGUACAGGGCGUUCCCCCGCACCCCGCCACCGCCUCCCCCAGCCUACACCUCGCCUACCGCUACCGACACACGCGCUUCUUUCCCGCGCCGCCGCCCGGCGCCGCCGCCGCCGGCGGCGGCGGCGGCGGCGCAGCCAAGCCUGCCCCCGGCGCCGCCGGAGGCAGCGGCGGCGGCGGAGCCGCCGCGGCGGUGUUUGAGUGGCCUGCACCUCCGGACUCGUUGGAUGUGUUGGUGACGUCGGACGCCGGCGGCGGGAUAUCCAUGGCCGCGUGCGGGGAGGUGCUGGUGGCGGCGCUGCCGCCGCGCGACGCCGCCGCCGCCGCCGCCGCUGCCGCCGCCGCCGCCACUGCGGCGCCGCCCCAUGCAGGGGACGUCGGCGGACCAGGAGCGCCUGCGGCAACAUUGCCUGCAUCACUGGCGUCAGCGAGGGGCGAGGUGGCCGGGCUGUUGCAGUCGGUGCUGUCUCGGGAUCUCAGCACGCUCGUAGUGCUGUCACAGCCGUCAGCGGUGGCGGCGGGGCACGGCGGCGGCAGCGGCGGCAGCACUGGCGGCGCGCCGGCGUCAGCGGCGCCAGUGGCGUCCGCAGUUGAGACCAGCCUGAGCAUCUACAGCUGCGGCAAGCUGGGAAGCUGCCAGGCCGAGAUUCUGGAGCUGUCGCUUCUGGGCGGCCUGGUGGCGGGCCGGCUGGAGGCGGCGGCGGCGGCGCUGGCGGCGGCGGCGCGGGCGUGGAAGGGCGCGCGGGACGAGCUGGGGAAGCGGCUGGACGAGCAACUGAAGGAGCAGUUGGAGGGGCACGGACACGACACCGAGGACGUGGCGGGGGAGCUCACGUGCAUGCUGGCCUCGGGCCACGUGAGUCCGCCGCUGCAGGCCUUCCUGACCAACACGCUCACGGAGCCGGGGCUGAGGCGACUCGCCAAGACAGUGGACUCGGCUGUGCAGGAGGUGUGCUCGCAGCUGCUGGACGGGGUGCUGCCGGCGCUGACGCUGGUGGCCUUCGUGGCGGGGGAGCUGCGCGGGCGGGCGGCGGCAGCGCGCAUCACACAGACACUGGGGCUGCAGGAGCGCGCUGUGGCGGUGGUGGAGGUGGAGGCCGCCAAGGCGCUGCUGCAGGCGGAGGCGCUGCGGGGGCUGGUGGGGGCGGUGGGGGGACAGUACCGGGCCUUUUUCACGUGGCUGCUCAAGACACUGCAGGGACUGGAGGAGGCGCGGCCCGAGGGCGAGGAGGCCGCGCUGCCCGGGGCCGGCGGCAGCAACGGCUCUCUGGCGGCGGUGGGCGUGGACGUGGCGACAGUGCUGGCGUUCCUGGCUGAGGGCGGGCAGCUGGCGGAGGACGCCGUAGCCAGAGACCUGGACGCGUCGCAGAACACGCUGGGCCUGCCAGUGGGCAGUCUGCGCUAUCCGCCUGAGUUGGCGCCGCACCUGCAGGCGCUGCAGCAGGCAGCAUUUCCCCUGCCGCCUCCAGAGGAGGCAGAAGAUGCGGAGCAGCAGCAGCAACAGGGCCAGGGCGCAGACGGUGGCGAUGGCGGCGGUGGUGGAGGUGGAGGCGGCGGUGCUACAGCAUCCGGCGCCGGCAGUAGCAGCUGGCCGGACCGGCCGCUACAGCGGCAGUUGGCGCUGCUGGGGGAGCUGUGCCGCGGCGCCUUCGGGCGGCUUCAGCGGGACGUGUCGCCUUCGGUGCAGCUGCUUGUGCGGAUACCUCUGGUGCCGCAGCCGGCGCCGCAGGUGGGCCCGCGGCCGCCCCUGCUGCUGCCCGCGGCGCUGUCGGCGGCAGCCUUGCCGGCAGCCGCAGCCACGGCGUCCGCGCCCGCCUGCUGCUGCCUGCAGCUGCCGCAGAUCCGCACGGAGCCGCACAGCGGCGCCCCCGCGCUGGUGGCGGCGGUGCUGCCCGGCUGUGGUGGAGGCGUCGGCAGUGGCAGCAGUGGUGGUGGGAGCGUGCUGCUCUUGAUGCGGCUGGCGCUGACGACUGGUGGCGGCGGCGGCUUGGGGCAAUGCAAGCCGCUGCAGGCGCAGGCCUGCCUGCUGGCCCUGCCCGCGGGGCUGCGGGUGCUGGGCAUGUCGUACUACCGCACCGCCCAGCUGGCACUGCUGUUGGGACCCGAGGAGGGCGGGGCCGGCGGCAGCUGGCAGCAGCAACACGGCGGUGGUGGUGGGGAGGGCGGCGACGAGUCAGAGGAGGGGCGGGAGGCGGGGCCGCGGCGGUGCGCGGAGGCAGGUGCGGGGCUCCUGGCGCUGGUGCCGACGGAGGGCAUGGCUAUGACGGAGGUGGGCGGCAGUGUCCACAUGGCAGCGGCGGCGGCGGCGGCGGCGGAGGCUGCGGCCGUGGCCGCGGCAUGUGGCAGCGGUGAUGCAGCGGCGCUGGCUGCCAGCAGCGGCAUUGCGCAGUUGUGCGUGCGGCGCGGCGCGGUGGCGACAUGGCCAGUGGCCGGGACACGCCUGCGCCGCGCGCCCACCGGCCCUGCCGCCAGCAGUGACAGCGGCGCAGCAGCAACCAGAGCAGCCGCUGCCGGCGGCGGCGCCCACGGCGGCGGCUGUGGCGGCUGGGUUGCGCCACUGCUCGUGAGCGGGCCUCGUGGUCUGGCGGCUGCGUUCACGGACGCGUGUCGGUCGUACAUGAUUGAUUUGGAAGAAGAUGAGGACGCUGAGGAGGAACAGGAGGAGAUGGGUGUUGAUGGGCAAGUGGGGGAGGGCGGUGAGGUGGAGGAGGAGGACGCGGGCGGCGUGGAGGACAUGGAGGAGGAUGGGUGAGGCGAACGCACUGCAGCAGGAUGCAUCAGCAAGACACGGCAUAGAGGUAGGAGGGAUGGUCAUAGACCUGGUGAGAUGCAGUUGCGACGUUCCCAGGCUGGGGAGAGUGCAGUCGGCGCCGCACGCCGUCUGCUGCAGCUAGGUUUACCCUUGGCUCCAGGCUUCUCGCCACGUGUUGCUGUCUGCGCUGCUGUCUUCAAUCUACUGUCUACAGCAUCCUUGAGUGGCACUGUGCCUGUGUCUAGGAGCCCCCCCAAACGCUUCAAACUAGGCGGUGUUUGCCCCUGGGCAGUGGGGCACGUGGGACGCGGACCGGCGGGAGUGCCAAUUGCAACGACCCGUGCCAGUGAGCGAGUGUGCCAUAUUAUAAACAAACUC
Chlamydomonas reinhardtii is the source of this 3745-nucleotide messenger RNA. RefSeq lists its product as uncharacterized. The transcript is spliced from 12 exons. Lineage: Eukaryota; Viridiplantae; Chlorophyta; Chlorophyceae; Chlamydomonadales; Chlamydomonadaceae. The record is from RefSeq and is a predicted model, not a curated record. Bases 227 to 3367 code for a protein of 1046 amino acids. Gene Ontology annotation, cellular component: nuclear periphery; anaphase-promoting complex. Gene Ontology annotation, molecular function: protein binding. Gene Ontology annotation, biological process: positive regulation of mitotic metaphase/anaphase transition; anaphase-promoting complex-dependent catabolic process; protein K11-linked ubiquitination.